GCGCAUGCGCGCGGCUGUCAGCUGGGCACCGAGGAAGCAGCAUCAUGGCGGCGUCCGCUCGCAGCGUGCGGUGUGCCUUACGGAGAGCGAUGGUCCCGUCGCUUGUGGUGAUUUUGGGAGCUACCGGCACCGGAAAGUCCAAACUGGCGAUCGAGAUCGGAAAACGGCUUCAGGGAGAAAUAAUCAGCGCCGACUCCAUGCAGGUGUACCAUGGCCUGGACAUCAUUACCAAUAAGGUGACGGCUGAGGAGUGCGCCCAGUGCAGACAUCACAUGAUCAGCUGCGUGGAUCCGUUAGUUAGCAGCUACACGGUCGUGGACUUCAGGAACAAAGCCUUGGCUCUAAUAGAUGACAUGCACGGCAGAAACAAACUGCCAGUCAUUGUAGGUGGAACAAACUACUACAUUGAGUCUCUGCUGUGGAAAGUCCUGCUGGAUACUGGGCAGGAGAACAAGGAGUCGGGGGACGGAGGCGAUGGGUCUCCAGACAGGAAGUUGGAGCUGGAGAAACUAGAAGGAGCUGAGUUACAUAAACGACUGGUGGAGGUGGACCCCAAAAUGGCUGCCAUGUUACACCCCAAUGACAAACGCAAGAUAGCCAGGAGUCUUCAAAUCCAUGAGGAGACAGGCGUCCCCCAUAGUCACUGGCUGGAGGAGCAGAGGGGCCAGGAGGGAGGCGACGGGCUGGGGGGGCCGCUGAGGUACCCAGACCCAUGCAUCUUCUGGCUGCACGCCAACAUGGACGCUCUCGACAGGCGGUUGGAUGCUCGUGUAGAUGAGAUGUUGUCUGCUGGACUGAUAGAGGAGCUCAGAGACUUCCAUGUGCGCUACAAUCAGCAGAAGGUCCAGGAUGACAGUCAGGACUAUCAACAUGGGAUUUUCCAGUCGAUCGGUUUUAAGGAGUUUCAUGACUACCUGACCGCUCCUGAAAGCAGCACCAAGCAGGAGAAAGACACACUACGAGACAAAGGUAUAGAAGCGUUGAAGAUUGCUACCAGACGUUACGCACGCAAACAGAAUAAAUGGGUCAGAAGCCGCUUCCUUAAAAGACCGGGAGACAACGUGCCGGUGGUGUAUGGCCUGGACGUAACGGACGUGUCAAGGUGGGAGGAGAUGGUGCUGAACCCUGCACUGCAGAUACUGGACAGUCUGAGCAAGGGUGAGGAGCCAGCUAUUGCACCAAUCAGAGUACAGGGCACAGAGCAGAGAAACAAACGGAGCCGCCACUCAUGUGAUCUGUGUGACAAAGUGAUCAUCGGGGACCUGGAGUGGACAGCUCACCUGAAGUCCAAAAAGCAUCACUAUAACGUGAGGAAGAAGAGGAAGUCUGAUCCAGCCUGUGACCAAUCCCAGGUAACCACUGCACCUCCUGCUUCUGCUGCAGUGAUAGAGGAGAACCUCUCAAAGGACUCUUGUGCUGCCGUUGCCCCGGGCUGCAGUGAAACCUCUCUGGAGUCAUCCCCAGACACCAGGACAACACACAAGAAAGUACCUGUGACAUUUUAAGAGGCAGACUCUGGACUACAUAAAUCUUCAUUCAGAUGUCCACCACUGUUCUGCACUAACAGCUGAAUGUCUCCUUACAGUCCUUAUAGGGCUACUGUCUUCCUUCCCAUAGAGUCGAACUGAACUAUAUUUUCUCCUUGAUCCUGCUGUUCAGUCGUCUUAUUUGUUGUUUGUUGGAGCACCUGUUUUGAAUGGGAUGACCUUCUCAGCCCUGUAGAUAGAGGAUUUAAUAACAACGAUCCUUGCCGAAUGUGGAUAACAAAGGACAGGCAAAAUAUUUUUUUAUUCUCAUUCGCAGUUGUUAAUGUGCUCCGAGUAUGUAUCCUUGAAGAGACUCAUUUUUGUAGUAAUUUUAUAGUAAUUUUCAUGGCGCGUGCAGCUGCCUGAAAUUAAACUGAGAGAGGUUUUUUUUUUUUUUCUGUUUUUGCAGAAUAUGCCUUAAAUUAAGUCCGUCAUACUGUUAGCAUUUCAGGAUUUAACUUUAUUUGCCUCGUCUUUAGCUUAACCAGAAUGUACUUUUAACUUCAUCCAACUAGUUUUAAAAAUGUUCAAUAAACCAAAGGAUCUUAAAGUUUCUCAAACAAUAGAGAA
Messenger RNA from Dicentrarchus labrax (European seabass), 2096 nucleotides. RefSeq names its product tRNA isopentenyltransferase 1 (gene trit1). Bases 45 to 1505 code for a protein of 486 amino acids. Gene Ontology annotation, biological process: tRNA modification. Gene Ontology annotation, molecular function: zinc ion binding; ATP binding; tRNA dimethylallyltransferase activity. NCBI's taxonomy places the organism in Eukaryota, Metazoa, Chordata, Actinopteri, Moronidae. The record is from RefSeq and is a predicted model, not a curated record. Gene Ontology annotation, cellular component: mitochondrion. The transcript is spliced from 11 exons.